Castor canadensis (American beaver) is the source of this 1815-nucleotide messenger RNA. The record is from RefSeq and is a predicted model, not a curated record. Lineage: Eukaryota; Metazoa; Chordata; Mammalia; Rodentia; Castoridae.
AUUGGAACUGGGAGAAACAGAAAGAACAACCAAAAGAAUACCAGCGGAUCCUACAGUGCUUCUUAGAUAGAAAAGACUGUUGCUAUUCUAUUCAUCAAAUGGCACAAAUGGGUGUAGGAGAAGGGAAGUCAAUUGGCGAAUGGUUUGGACCAAAUACAGUUGCACAGGUGUUAAAAAAACUUGCUUUAUUUGAUGAAUGGAAUUCCUUGGCUGUUUAUGUUUCUAUGGAUAACACAGUGGUCAUUGAAGAUAUCAAAAAAAUGUGCUGUGUCCUUCCCUUGGGUGCUGACACAGCUGAUGAGAACCCCCUUGAUUCUCUGACUGCUUGUAACCAGAGUCAAGGCACCUCUGCCUUCUGUCCAGCCUGGAAACCCCUGCUGCUCAUUGUGCCCCUUCGCCUGGGCAUAAACCAAAUCAAUCCUGUGUAUGUUGAUGCAUUCAAAGAGUGUUUUAAGAUGCCACAGUCUUUAGGGGCAUUAGGAGGAAAACCAAAUAACGCCUAUUAUUUCAUAGGAUUCUUAGGUGAUGAGCUCAUCUUCUUGGACCCUCACACAACCCAGACCUUCGUUGACACUGAAGAGAAUGGAACGGUUGAUGACCAGACUUUCCAUUGUCUGCAGUCCCCACAGCGAAUGAACAUCCUGAACUUGGAUCCUUCUGUGGCUUUGGGAUUUUUCUGCAAAGAAGAAAAAGACUUUGAUAACUGGUGUAGCCUUGUUCAGAAGGAAAUCCUAAAGGAGAAUUUAAGGAUGUUUGAAUUAGUUCAGAAACAUCCAUCACACUGGCCUCCCUUUGUACCUCCAGCUAAGCCAGAAGUGACAACCACGGGGGCAGAAUUCAUUGAGUCUACUGAACAACUGGAGGACUUUGACCUGGAAGAAGAUUUUGAGAUUCUGAGUGUGUAGAAUAGUGGGAACUCAGUUUGGAGGUCUGUCUUCCAUCUGGCACCACAAGAACAUGAACUUGUUACAUAAAACUUUUCUAGUCAGCAAGUGCCUGAUAUGCCAACAGCAUACAAAUUCAAUAGCAAUCAUGACUGAGCCAAUUAUCAUUUCUCAGAAAAAAAUGACACCAACCCUUCCCCGGGAAGAAAUAGAACAAUCAUGGAGUCUAGGAGCAAAAAGUUUAGGAGUUCGUUGCUUCCCAGCUUGCCUUACAUGGCUACAGCAAGUCUUCAGCUGCUGAGAUAAGGACAUUUGGAAGACAGACAGCAGCUCCCAUCUCGCUUCAAGCACCAGCAGAUGAGAGAUGGUUACGCUGUUCUUCUUCACACUUUCAGGUGUGACCUCUUUGGAGCUAAAUACUAAGAAGCAACCUGUUCUCUUGCUCAAAUAAUAAACUUACUGAAUCAGGGAGAAAAGUUCUUGUUAAAUUAUUUGAAUAUAUAUUUUAAAUAAUUAUGCUUUAUAUCAAAAUAUUUGUCAAAAAUUAUUUUAAAUAUACACUUCUUGAUUGUGUUCCUAUUUGGAGGAAGCUUACUAUUAUUUGAUGAUAGUCUUCAUCCUUACUAAUACUUUUGUCAGAUGUCAUCAUGUCCUGAAAUCAAAUCAUCAUUUAAAUCAGAGGUCAGAAAACUUUUUCUGUAAAGGGCCAGAUAGUUAAUAUUUUAGACUUUUCAGGUCAUGUGUCCUCUCUCACAACUAUUCAACUCUGUGCAAAGGCAGUCAUAGACAAUUUGCAUGUGACUGAGCAUGGCUGUAAUCCAAUAAAACUUUAUUUACAAAAACAAAUGGAGGGCUGGAAUUGGCCUUGCCAAUCUCUAAGAUUGUUGACUCUUGUUUCAGGAAUUAAAAAUAAAUUGUGUUUGAAUUAUAC